This is a messenger RNA of Vitis riparia (riverbank grape), 790 nucleotides long. RefSeq names its product superoxide dismutase [Cu-Zn]-like. Bases 16 to 585 code for a protein of 189 amino acids. Gene Ontology annotation, biological process: removal of superoxide radicals. Gene Ontology annotation, molecular function: superoxide dismutase activity; copper ion binding. The transcript is spliced from 8 exons. The record is from RefSeq and is a predicted model, not a curated record. NCBI's taxonomy places the organism in Eukaryota, Viridiplantae, Streptophyta, Magnoliopsida, Vitales, Vitaceae.
AGAAUACAGACUAAAAUGAGCCGAUUCAUACCCUUACUCUUCACUUCUAUAAAUUGCUCAGUCUUCACUCACUAUCCUGUCUACCACUCUCUACUUUCUCUCUCUAAAAAGGGGUGUUCUGAGAAAAUGGUGAAGGCUGUUGCCGUUCUUAACAGUAAUGAGGGUGUUUGUGGAACUAUCUACUUUGCUGAAGAAGGAGAUGGUUCGACUACAGUGACUGGGAGUCUUUCUGGCCUUAAGCCUGGACUUCAUGGCUUCCAUGUGCAUGCCCUUGGGGACACAACAAAUGGUUGCAUGUCAACUGGACCUCAUUUCAAUCCUGCUGCAAAAGAGCAUGGCGCUCCUGAAGACGAGAAUCGUCAUGCUGGUGAUUUAGGAAAUGUCAUUGUUGGUGAGGAUGGUACUGUUAAUUUCAAAAUUGUUGACAAGCAGAUUCCUCUCACUGGAUCAAACUCCAUUGUUGGAAGGGCUGUUGUUGUCCAUGCUGAUCCUGAUGAUCUUGGAAAGGGGGGACAUGAGCUCAGCAAAAGCACGGGAAAUGCUGGUGGCAGAGUAGCCUGUGGAGUUAUCGGAUUGCAAGGCUAAAAAACUAGCUCUACCGACACUCAUGGUAAGCACAUGUAGUUGAAGACAUUUGUUUUGUCAUGCAUGAGAGAUCCCUAGACAAGACUCAAAAACUUGAAAGAAUAAAGGGAAGAAGGUUGUCCUUUAUGGUGUGAUGUAUGAUGUUAUGAUCUUAAAUCUUUUGUGUUAUUUCCCAGUUAUAUCUAAAACUUCCUCUGGUUUUGCA